This is a messenger RNA of Odontomachus brunneus, 2751 nucleotides long. RefSeq names its product apoptosis-inducing factor 3. Lineage: Eukaryota; Metazoa; Arthropoda; Insecta; Hymenoptera; Formicidae. The coding region runs from base 866 to 2623 and encodes 585 amino acids. Gene Ontology annotation, cellular component: cytoplasm. The record is from RefSeq and is a predicted model, not a curated record. Gene Ontology annotation, molecular function: 2 iron, 2 sulfur cluster binding; oxidoreductase activity, acting on NAD(P)H; flavin adenine dinucleotide binding. The transcript has 7 exons.
AACGACAAAGUGAGGAGCACGAAACGCACAAGGACGCACAAUUUCUAAUUCGGACGAACUAUUGCGAGAAUACUCGAGCACUCGCUCGUGUUUCUUAAUGGCUGAAAUAGAAGACUCGCUACUGUAAGAGGUUAUAGAAAGUUCCGUGAGAACAUGUAAACAAAAACAGACGUAUUAGUUGUACAGUAUUUCCAGAGACGUAGACUGUUCACUUUGGUUCAUUUCUUAACCACGUUUUGUUGACAGAUAUCCCGAAAUACAAAACAGAUGUACCAAAUGCUAAACAUAGACUGUGUCUUCAUAUUUAUCCUUUAAUAAUAGAAUCUAUUUUUUCCUUAUGUGAUCUACUUUUAUUCACGUAUGAUCGAUAUUGAACAUACAUACUAAAAAUCACGACUUCAGUGUUAGCAGCUGUCACGUUGAAAUGAUUUAGAUAUGAAGAAUUCACGAGAAAUGUUAUUCCAAAAAAGACAAAUUAUUUUUUGGUACACGUGCCAUCCUCGUGGAGGCCAUUGAAGACAUCUCGAAAUGAAUGAGCAAUUCUCUACGCACGAUACAAUGUAUAUUGGGUGCGGUGUGUACGUGUAUUGACGUUUUGUACCACGUGCGCGACGCUCGAGUUGCGCCGAUGUGUCAUACGGUAUCGACAGCAAAUUGCGUAAAACGUUGUUUAUGACAAAAAUAUAAUACAUCCGUAGCAUUUAGAGGAAGUUCUCGGUGGAAUUAUCGCGGAAUCGUUCACUUAUUCGUUAAGUCAUUGAUAACCUAGAGAGUGCAAAGUUUCAUUUUACAAAUAAGAUAAUACAACAACUAGGAAUACCCGUUCGCCUUUGUAAACUUCCUCAUAUUUAUCAUAUUUUACUAUAUGCUACGUUAUAUAAUCGAUGCAAGUCAUGCAUUGUAUACAUGGUUAAUGAGGCUUUUAGAUUUAGUAUGGAGGUAUUCUGUAGCUCGACUAAUCAAAGGUAGCUCUGAGACACAUGAUUAUGUGGAAGAUGUGGUAUGCAAGCAGGAAGAUAUCAACGAAAAUGAAAUGAAAUUACUACCACUUGGAGAUGAAGGGAGCAAAAUUUUACUGAUAAAACAAAAGGGAGAAUUACAUGCAAUUGGUACCAAAUGCACGCAUUAUGGAGCACUACUAAAUACUGGUGCAUUAGGAGAUGGACGAGUGAGGUGUCCAUGGCAUGGUGCAUGUUUCAACAUCAAAACAGGUGAUAUCGAGGACUAUCCAGGACUAGAUUCCUUACCAUGCUACAAGGUUAGCGUGGAUACAGCUGGUCUUGUUCGAGUAAGAGCUAAACGUACAGAUUUGGAGAUUAACAAACGUAUGAAGGAAAUGUCCGCGCGUGAUCCUCAAAAUAAGAAAACAGUCGUGAUAGUCGGCGGAGGGCCGGCAGGUGCAGUUUGCGCAGAGACUCUACGACAGGAAGGCUUUACAGGACAAAUCGUUAUGGUGUGCAAAGAGGAUGUUGUACCGUAUGAUCGAAUCAAAGUGUCAAAAGUAUUUGAUUUCGAUAUUCAGAAAGCGGCAUUACGAUCACCUUUGUUCUACAACGAUCACGAAAUCGAAACAAAACUUGGCGUAGAAGCUAUAGGCCUAGAUACGUCUCAGAACUUUGUUAAGUUAAGUAACAACGAAGACUUGAAGUAUGAUUACUUAUUUACUUGCACAGGCGGUAAGCCAAAGAUGACGAGUCAGCCUGGAAGUAACUUGAAAAAUAUUUUUGUUAUGCGAAAUUAUACUGACUCGCAUGGCAUAAAUUCGCUACUUUCCCCGGAUAAACACGUAGUUAUAUUAGGAACGGGUUUCAUUGGGAUGGAAGCGGCAGCAGCUUGUAUCGGAAAAUGCGCAACUGUUACAGUGAUAGGGCACAAUAGCGCACCUCUAGCAACGAUAUUUGGCACGGACAUUGGCAAUAGAAUUAAAAAGGAGCAUGAAACGAAAGGCGUGAAAUUUAUCAAAAACAGUAUUAAACAGUUCAUUCCAAAAGAGGAAGGAGAUGUCUUGGCUAAAGUAGAAUUUACAGAUGGUCAAAUCUUACCAGCAGACAUAUUCAUUAUUGGAAUAGGAACCACAUUUUACACAGACUGGUUGAAAGAAUCACAUAUUCAAAUGAAUGAUAAUGGCACUAUACCAGUAAACAAGUAUCUAAGAACAAACAUAGAGAACGUGUAUGCCGGAGGUGAUAUAGCCUAUGCACCGAUAUAUGAAUGCGACGACAUAUUGGCCGCGAUAGGUCAUUAUUCUUUAGCGCAUUAUCAUGGUAAAAUUGCAGCUCUGAACAUAUGCGGCAAGGAAACUCCGCUAAGAAGCGUACCAUUUUUCUGGACAAAUUUAUUUGGCAAAAAUUAUCGAUACGCAGGUUACGGAAAGCCAACUGCCAUAAAGAUUCAUGGCUCACUAGAUAAUUUGGAAUUCUUUGCUUAUUAUCUUAAAGAUAGUAAAGUGAUAGGAAUGAGCAGCGUUAAUGCUGAUCCUGUUGUAUCAGAUUUCGCGAAUUUACUUUAUGAAGGAAAUACAUUAACAGAAGAAGAAAUUAAUACAAAUCCGUUUGGUUGGAUGAAAAACAAACCAAAGGAUGUGUCAAUGCGAUUCAAAGAUAGCAUAUUAGUAGAUCCUUGAGUUGCUUUACUAUGACAACAAUAUAACAACUUCGUAUUUUGCAACAAUGUUGCAUCAAUAUUAGAAUCAAUUUUUAAUUUGUACAUAUACAAUAUGCACUUCUUUAAAUAAAUUCAUAUAAUCUAUUC